Thunnus maccoyii (southern bluefin tuna) is the source of this 2358-nucleotide messenger RNA. It is a transcript of the gene cyp26a1, whose product is annotated as cytochrome P450 26A1. Gene Ontology annotation, molecular function: iron ion binding; heme binding; monooxygenase activity. Gene Ontology annotation, biological process: sterol metabolic process. The transcript is spliced from 7 exons. Lineage: Eukaryota; Metazoa; Chordata; Actinopteri; Scombriformes; Scombridae. The coding region runs from base 360 to 1826 and encodes 488 amino acids. The record is from RefSeq and is a predicted model, not a curated record.
GCCUUAUUGCCAACAAAGGCGUCUUGGGAUGCGCUUCCAUUGUCUCGGAGGGAAUCAUCACCUUUUCUCAAUGAAAUCCGCCGCGGAUUGUCUGCGUGCAACAGGAGGUAAGGAUUAAAGAUGCGGCCCUUGGAACAAAUGGUGAGGCAAACUAGCCAGUACCGGCCGGAGGCGGGGCCGAGCGACACCCACAAUUAAAGAUGAACUUUGUGUGAACUAAUUUAUCUGAGGGAGGAGAAGGUAACAGGCUGUCCGCGGUCCCUGGCAGCCUAUAAAAACGCUGGAUGAGCAGCCCGGAGCUUCAGUAGCUGGCAGAGCUUCACCUGAACGGAGCCACCACUCUGACAAGACGCUGCAACAUGGCUCUGAGCACACUGCUGGCCACCUUCCUGUGCACCAUCGUGCUUCCCAUCCUGCUGUUUCUAGUGGCGGUGAAGCUGUGGGAAGUUUACAUGAUCCGAGGCAGAGACCCGAGCUGCCCCAGACCGCUGCCCCCGGGAUCCAUGGGCUUACCUUUCAUUGGAGAGACGCUGCAGCUCAUCCUGCAGAGAAGGAAGUUUCUGCGGAUGAAGCGACAGAAGUACGGCUACAUCUACCGCACACACCUCUUCGGGAACCCCACGGUGCGCGUGACCGGAGCGGAUAACGUCAGGCAGAUUCUGUUGGGGGAACACAGGCUCGUGUCCGUGCAGUGGCCCGCGUCUGUGCGCACCAUCCUGGGCUCCGACACUUUGUCAAAUGUGCACGGGGCGCAGCACAAGACCAAGAAAAAGGCCAUCAUGCGGGCUUUCUCCAGGGAGGCUCUGGAGCUCUACAUCCCCGUCAUCCAGGAGGAGGUGCGGGCUGCGGUGAAGGAAUGGCUGGAGAGGGAUUCCUGUGUGCUGGUCUACCUGGAGAUGAAGCGGCUGAUGUUCCGUAUUGCCAUGAGGAUCCUUCUGGGCUUCGAGCCGGAGCAGAUUAGGACAGACGAGCAGCAGUUGGUGGAAGCUUUCGAAGAAAUGAUCAAGAAUCUGUUCUCUCUGCCGAUCGACGUGCCUUUCAGCGGAUUGUACAGGGGUUUGAAGGCGAGGAACUUCAUCCACUCCAAGAUAGAAGAGAACAUCAAGAAGAAGGUACAGGAGUCAGACAAGGAGUCCAAACACAGAGACGCCCUGCAGCAGCUCAUAGACAGCAGCAAGAAGAAUGGGGAACCGUUCAGCAUGCAGGCCAUUAAGGAGUCUGCUACAGAACUGUUGUUUGGGGGCCAUGAAACCACAGCCAGCACAGCCACCUCUCUGGUCAUGUUCCUGGGCCUGAACCCUGAAGUUGUGGGUAGACUGAGGCAGGAACUGAUGGACAAGGAGGAGCAGGGGAUGGACAUCCAGAGUCUUAACAUCGAGUCCUUGGAGCAGUUGAAAUACACUGGUUGUGUCAUUAAAGAAACACUAAGGAUCAACCCUCCUGUCCCCGGAGGCUUCAGAGUGGCCCUCAAGACCUUUGAGCUUAAUGGUUACCAAAUUCCCAAAGGCUGGAAUGUCAUCUACAGCAUCUGUGACACGCAUGACGUGGCCGAUAUCUUCCCCAACAAAGAAGACUUCCAGCCCGAGCGCUUCAUGACCAAACCCUUGACCGACUCCUCCAGGUUCCAGUACAUCCCGUUUGGAGGGGGCUCCAGGAUGUGUGUGGGGAAGGAGUUUGCCAAGGUCCUGCUGAAGAUCUUCCUGGUGGAAGUGGUCACAAAGUGUCACUGGACUCUUUUAAACGGGCCACCCACCAUGAAAACAGGACCUACUGUCUAUCCUGUCGACAAUUUGCCAACCAAGUUUACCAGCUAUGUACAAAAUUAAACUGUUAUAAUGAGGGCUUGUUUCCUAAAAGCAGAGUAGUGUUAAAUAUGAGGUUUCCCAAAAGUCUCAAAUCAUCUGUGUUUUACCUCCUGAUCUACAGGGAAACUAUGAUCAGGGUACUUGGGGAGUUAUUGGAAGCACUAAGGAGCUCUUAGGAAACAGAUCAAAAACUGCAUUUACACAUGAUUCACACAGAUCUGUUCUUCUGGGCUUGUGUCAAUGUGGUGUUUUAGAAAUGGCAUGAAAUGUACAUAUUGUAGAUACUGUAGAUGAUUUGAGAAUGUAUUUUACAUUUUAUCUUAUGUUAAUACAUUGGAUUUGUAUAUAUCUUUUUUUGAAGAUGAGAAACUAAACGAGAGGCACUAUACACAGACAUGGAACACUUUAAUCAGCUCAGAGGUGUAUCUAUAGGAUCAUGUACAUAUGUAAUGUAGAGUCUGUUUAUAUAACUUUUGUAUCUUACCCCAAUUUAUUUAAGUGAUUUAUGUUAUAUUGUAUGGGCUUUUUAUUUAAUAAACAGUUUUGUGUAGAA